AUGGCCAACCUCCCUGUGCUUUCUUUCGGCGGUUCACAAAGUCCUGCGGAUGUUAUAAACCUUCAUUGUCAGCUAAUGGAAAUAUUCAACAGAUUGCCUCCUACGCUCCUACCAUCACUGGCUCCCCAAUCGCCUUCAACCCAAUUAGCACUCCCUCUACCUCCACCAUCAGUUCCUCGACCCGCAACAAUGUCUUCCACGCAUCCAUGGACAUCUCAAAGCUCUCCAUCUUCUCAUUCUGCAGGACCAUCACCAGAGCGAGUUUACGCGCACACGGCAAAGCCACCUUAUUCAUAUAUAGCUUUAAUUGCAAUGGCCAUUGCAAAUUCGCCAAGUGGACGCCUAACGCUGAGCGAGAUAUGCGCUUUCAUUUCCUCUCGAUUCCCCUACUAUAGAGAAAGGUAUCCUAGCUGGCAAAAUUCUAUUCGGCACAACCUUUCUCUGAAUGAUUGUUUUGUCAAGGUCCCAAGAGGAACGGAAGGCUCAGGCAAAGGAAACUACUGGACUCUCGAUCCUGACUCUAAAAAUAUGUUUGAAGAUGGUAGCUUCCUGCGUCGGAGAAAAAGGUAUAAAAGAGCCACCCCAAAGGAAACUCAUUCUCCGUCACCAAGCGGUUCUACUCAAAGAGAAUCGAAUGGCCCGCACUACUCAGGAAAAUCGGCGAGAGACGUGUUUUCCAUAGACCGCAUCAUGCGAAAUUCGGAGAAGGGGUAG
Messenger RNA from Hydatigera taeniaeformis, 714 nucleotides. NCBI's taxonomy places the organism in Eukaryota, Metazoa, Platyhelminthes, Cestoda, Cyclophyllidea, Taeniidae. The record is from the annotation of a GenBank genome assembly.